Trichoplax adhaerens is the source of this 1296-nucleotide messenger RNA. RefSeq lists its product as uncharacterized. Lineage: Eukaryota; Metazoa; Placozoa; Uniplacotomia; Trichoplacea; Trichoplacidae. The annotation marks the transcript as partial. The record is from RefSeq and is a predicted model, not a curated record. Gene Ontology annotation, molecular function: ubiquitin binding. Gene Ontology annotation, cellular component: nucleus; cytoplasm. The transcript has 14 exons. Gene Ontology annotation, biological process: ubiquitin recycling; proteasome-mediated ubiquitin-dependent protein catabolic process.
GUUAGACCACAUUUUCAAAGGGAUUUCAUAUCUUUUUUACCCAAAGAGUUGGCGCUACAUGUAUUAUCUUAUUUACGGCCUAAAGAUAUAUUAAACGCAGCUCAGACUUGUCGGUAUUGGAGAGGCAUCGCCGAUGAUAACCUGUUGUGGCAGCGUAAAUGUUUCGAGAUGGAUGUAAGAUCUCAAGACAUUGUAGCUAAACCAGGCAAAAAAAGGUUUCAAAUGAUCCAUUGGAAGAAAGUGUACCAAACCUACAUUAGACUGGACCACAAUUGGCGUAAUGCACGUUACAAAGCAAUGAAAGUGUUAAAAGGACAUAAUGAUUAUGUGAUCACGUGCUUACACUUUUACAAUAAUAAGAUUAUCAGCGCCUCAGAUGAUAAUACGGUAAAAAUAUGGUCUGCAUCAACGGGGAAGUGUCUAAAAACUCUUUGUGGGCAUACUGGAGGUGUGUGGGCGUCGCAACUUCACAACAAUUACGUUAUUAGCGGAUCAACUGACAGAACAUUGAAGGUAUGGGACGUAGAUAGUGGCGCAUGCAUUCACACUUUAUCUGGUCAUACAUCUACCGUCAGAUGUUUACAUGCAUGUGAUACUCGAGUUGUUAGCGGUUCAAGGGAUGCUACACUUCGUUUAUGGAAUAUUGAAGACGGUAAACUCCUGAAAGUGUUAAUUAGCCAUGUUGCGGCAGUUCGAUGUGUACAGUUUGAUGGAAAACACAUCAUUAGUGGUGCUUACGAUUUUCUUGUGAAGGUAUGGAACCCGGAUACAGGUCUCUGCCUGCGUACCUUACAAGGGCAUAGCAAUCGAGUUUAUUCACUGCAGUUUGAUGGAAUUCACAUCGUGAGCGGAUCAUUGGAUACAUCCAUUCGUGUUUGGAAUAUCGAAACUGGCGAAUGUGAACAUGUUCUUACAGGUCACCAAUCUCUAACAAGUGGAAUGCAAUUAAAAAAUAACACAUUGGCUUCCGGCAAUGCGGAUUCAACAGUGAAGAUCUGGGACAUUAGAACCGGCCAGUGUCUACAAACCCUAGAAGGCCGGAAUAAGCACAGGAGUGCGGUAACCUGCUUAGAACUUGUCAACAAGUUUGUUAUAACUAGCUCUGAUGACGGAACCGUCAAAGUAUGGGAUGUUACUACUGGCAAUUACAUUAGAGACCUGAUCUCAUUAGAUAGUGGUGGAAGCGGUGGUGUUGUAUGGCGAAUCUGCUGCGAUGAAAAGAGGCUUGUAUGUGCGGUUGGUAGUAGAAAUGGAACGGAAGAAACGAAAUUGCUUAUUCUUGAUUUCGACGUGUGA